Linum tenue is the source of this 1233-nucleotide messenger RNA. The record is from the annotation of a GenBank genome assembly. NCBI's taxonomy places the organism in Eukaryota, Viridiplantae, Streptophyta, Magnoliopsida, Malpighiales, Linaceae.
AGCAAGAAAAUGGAGGAGGAACUCGACCUCUGCAGAACAUCAAUGGCGUUCUUCUCCGAUCAGCAGCUCUGCUACGCGGAUAUCCUCUCUGCUCAUGAGGUUCGAGCUCGGAUAGAAGUCGCGGUGAUCAAUUUCCUGAAGGCUUUAACCUCUCCAGAUCCGGCAAUCUCCAACCUAGCUCUGAUAUCCAGGAAAUCGCGUAACAGCAGAGUGAAUCAGGGAAUGUUAACCGACGUCUCUUCGAUUUUCCUCUCCGAUAUGCUUAGCGUGAGGUCGUUGACAAAAGCUAAUGCAGCUAAGGCGUUUGUUAGAGUAUGGAAGGUGAUGGAGCUGUGCUAUCAAAUCCUGAGUCAGGAGAAGCGAGUCACGCAGCGGGAGCUAUUUUACAAGCUGCUCUGUGAGUCGCCGGAUUACUUCUCAUCACAGCUGCAGGUCAAUCGGACAAUCCAAGAUGUCGUGGCUUUGCUUAGGUGCAGCCGUUUCAGUCUUGGAAUAAUGGCUUCCAGCCGAGGAGUUGUUGCUGGGAGAUUAGUGUUGCAGGAGCCAAACCAGGAAAUUGUGGAUUGUUCUGAAUGUGGUUCCUCUGGUUAUGCCAUCUCUGGGGACUUGAGCUUGCUGGACAAACUGAUUAUAAGAUCAGAUGCACGAUAUAUUAUCGUGGUGGAGAAGCAUGCAAUUUUUCAACGAUUGACCGAGGAUCGCAUAUUCAAUCACAUUCCAAGCAUUCUUAUCACAGCCAAAGGGUACCCAGAUAUAGCUACGAGAUUUCUCCUUCACCGUAUGAGCAGGGCUUUUCCUCAGUUGCCCAUUUUCGCGCUGGUUGAUUGGAAUCCAGCUGGACUAGCAAUACUGUGCACGUUCAAGCAUGGAAGCGUAGGAAUGGGCCUGGAAGCUUAUAGAUAUGCAUGCAAUGUGAGGUGGUUGGGAGUGCGAGUAGAUGAUCUACAACUCAUACCUGAAGAAUCACUAGUUCCAUUGAAGCCACGAGAUCUCCAGAUAGCUAAAAGCUUGAUGUCCUCAGAAUUUUUGCAGGAAAAACACAAAGAGGAAUUGGCACAGAUGGUUGAGAGCGGGAAGAGAGCAGAAAUAGAGGCACUGUUCUAUCAUGGCUAUGAUUUCCUAGGAAAGUACAUCGCCAAAAAGAUUGUUCAAGCUAACUACAUCUAGCAGAAGAGCAAUCUUUCGGGUAAGUUAACAGCAGAACUCUAGCUCCAAUACCAAAUUCUGAAUGAA